Sclerotinia sclerotiorum 1980 UF-70 is the source of this 285-nucleotide messenger RNA. RefSeq lists its product as hypothetical. The transcript has 2 exons. The record is from RefSeq and is a predicted model, not a curated record. Gene Ontology annotation, molecular function: phosphoric diester hydrolase activity. Lineage: Eukaryota; Fungi; Ascomycota; Leotiomycetes; Helotiales; Sclerotiniaceae. Bases 1 to 285 code for a protein of 94 amino acids. Gene Ontology annotation, biological process: lipid metabolic process.
AUGGCAGAGUCAGAACCUUUACUGCAAGAGAAAAUGGAGGUCCCUCAUUCAACUUUCACAUUAGCCAAACCGGAUCGGCGAGGUCGGAUAUUCCCGCAAGCCAUUGCGCAUCGAGGAUACAAAGCUGCGAAUCCAGAGAAUACCAUGGGCGCAUUUAGAGGUGCUGUUGAAGUAGGAGCGCAUGCGAUAGAAACCGACUUGCACAUCACCAAGGACGGAGUUUUGGUUAUUUCACAUGUGUGUUGUAACCUUAAGAAGUACAUUCCCGGCGAGAACGAUGGCUGA